AUGCUAGCAACAGAAGUUGCAAAUGAACUUGGCUUUGAUAUAGGGAAUGGUGAUUUCAAGACCUUGUGGUCUAUGAACAUUCUUCCUAAAUGGAAAUUGUUCUUGUGGAAACUUCUUCAUAAUGGUAUCGCUACUAAGGUUAAUCUUGGGCAAAGAGGUAUUCAACUUUCUAUGAUAUGUGAUCUUUGUGGUAUGGGGGAUGAAGAUAAUCAACAUCUCUUCCGGUUUUGUGAAAUAGCGCAACAAGUUUGGAGGAAUGGAGCGUUAGUAAUCCAUUCAGAAUUCAACGAAACUAUGUCUUUCAAAGAGUGGUUUCUGUUUUAUAUCCGACUAUUCCAACGCCAGGAUGGCAAGAAUAGCCCAAGAUGUAUUUAUUUUAUUAGUACUCUUUGGGGUUUGUGGUUAUCUAGGAAUAACCACAUUUUUAGGAAGGAAGCUACUACUGUUUCAGCUGUUCUCGCUUUCAUUAAGAUUGGCCUGGAUCAACAUGGAAUUCUGCAAGAUCAACGUAAACCUUUUUUAAGGUUUAUGCAUACAUCAGAGGUGAUUUCUGUUUUUCCUCCAGGGUUUUCGAGGGUCAUUUUAGUUGGAGCGGAAGAUCAUGGUCCUAUUACUACCAUCGUGAUUGAUGGUUCGUGGCACAAAAACACUAGGAAUGCAGGUAUGGGUUGGUGUCUUGACAACCAAUAUACUCCGAGUGAUAGAAUUCUGGGAGGAGCUCAAUUUGGUUAUGCGGAUUCUGCUCUUCAGACAGAGGUUACGGCAUGUCUUCUUAGCUUACGUUGGGCUGCUGAGGCUGGGAUUGGAAGAGUUACAAUUUUUUCAGACUCUCAACGACUGGUUGAUUUGCUAAGAUCGGAUGAUGUGACGGACAUUCAACUCAUUUGGACGCUUGCUGAAAUUAGGAGGAUUGCCAAAAACUUUAACUGGUGUUGCGUCAACAAGGUAGAUCGGAAACGAGUUCAACAUGCUCAUGACCUGGCGACAGCGACUUCUACUCUUCUUCUGUCCUUUAUUAAUUUUCCGUCUCUUUCUAGUUGUCAUUAG
Messenger RNA from Spinacia oleracea (spinach), 1047 nucleotides. RefSeq lists its product as uncharacterized. Gene Ontology annotation, molecular function: RNA-DNA hybrid ribonuclease activity; nucleic acid binding. Lineage: Eukaryota; Viridiplantae; Streptophyta; Magnoliopsida; Caryophyllales; Amaranthaceae. The record is from RefSeq and is a predicted model, not a curated record. The transcript has a single exon. Bases 1 to 1047 code for a protein of 348 amino acids.